Molecule: messenger RNA, 9908 nt
Organism: Melanotaenia boesemani (Boeseman's rainbowfish)
Lineage: Eukaryota; Metazoa; Chordata; Actinopteri; Atheriniformes; Melanotaeniidae
Gene: rev3l
Product: REV3 like, DNA directed polymerase zeta catalytic subunit
Exons: 32
Coding region: 499-9357 (2952 amino acids)
Biological process (GO): double-strand break repair via homologous recombination; error-prone translesion synthesis
Cellular component (GO): nucleus; zeta DNA polymerase complex
Molecular function (GO): DNA-directed DNA polymerase activity; DNA binding; nucleotide binding
Source: RefSeq, a predicted model, not a curated record
CUUCCCUCCUCUGGUUAGCUAACGUGGAGUAGCCUGUUAUGGAAGAAGAGAGAGCACAAGCAAGGGGCUGUCUGAUAAAACGGGACCGGCUUGGACUAGUUCUGGGACGUGAUUUGGAGAGAUAACGCCACAUAGCGGAAGCUUGGCAGCGUCUAUCUGGUCCAAAACAAUAACACCACAGACAGAGAGAGAAAGCUAAAAUUGCGGGACUGCACAAUUUUGAGCACCCACCAUGGAGUCAGCACGGGCAGAAACACACCGCCGUCAAAUUUAGCUUUCCGCCAGCGCGACUGGACCUUUAUGGCCGCGGCGGCGGGUUGGAGCCGCGGUGAUCUUUGUUCGGAAACCCCCCGCUCCGUGACUGUUUUACCACCCUGACAGCACCCCGUUCGGCUGGUUUUAGCUGCGUUUGGAGGUCCCUGCGCCUUAUGGACCCUUGACGUUAGCUUUUGGCUUUUCUAUCCGUCUGCCUCCUCCUCUCUGACGGACGCGGCAGUCAUGUUCGCCGUGCGCAUCGUCACCGCAGACUACUACCUCGCGAGCCCCAUCAAAGACCUGGACGUCUGCUACUCUGAAUUCAGGGAGAGCGACGUGAAGAAGGUGCCGGUGGUCCGAAUAUUUGGAGCAACACCAGCAGGUCAGAAGACGUGUCUCCACCUCCACGGUGUGUUCCCGUACAUCUACGUCCCGUACGACGGCUAUGAGCAGCCAGAGCGCCACCUGCGACAGGUGGCCUUCAGCAUCGACAGGGCCCUCAAUGUUGCCAUGGGAAACCCCUCCUCCAGCACCCAGCACGUCUUCAAGGUGGUGCUGGUGUCUGGCAUGCCUUUCUAUGGUUAUCAUGCAAAGGAGAAGCACUUUAUGAAGAUCUACCUGUACAAUCCUCACAUGGUGAAAAGAGUGUGUGAGCUGCUGCAAAGCGGUGCGGUGAUGAAUAAGAGUUAUCAGCCCCAUGAGGGUCAUAUCCCCUACCUGCUGCAGCUCUUCAUAGACUACAACCUGUACGGCAUGAACCUGGUCAACCUAGGAGCUGUUAAGUUCCGCAGGAGCAGCAACAAAGAAGAAGCAACAAGACCAACUUCCAGCUGCCGGUUAAGCAUCAGUCCCUGGAAGAGCCCCUGUGCCUCCAAGUUCAACGACAGCACCCAGGGGGGCACUUUUGUCCACUGGGAGGAGACCGCGUUACCUAGCUCCUUGGUCCUGGAUGACGUGGAGAGGCAGAGCACGUGUGAGCUGGAGGUUGACGCCGUUGCUGUUGACAUCCUAAACCGCCUCGAUAUUGAAAAUCAGAUCGGCAGGAACCCGGGUCUGCAGGCCAUCUGGGAGGAUGAGAAGCAGAGGAGGAGAGAGAAGAACCAGACCUCUCAGAUAGAAACGCCUGAGUCACAAGAUCGAGGUUUUCUAACAUCAACGGAGAGCGAGAAAAUAUUCAUGAAGAGGCUGAAGGAGAUUCUGAAGGAAAGGUUUGAUGUGACACAGUCGUCUGUGGACGAGGAACCGGAGGAUUUCCCUGGUGAGCUUACUCUCCAUGCUGACCCCCUGACCCCAGACGGACUGCCUUGUACCCCUGCUAACGCUGUGGAGGUGCACAGGGACUCCCAGCCAGACUCCGUGAGGAGCAGUGGAAAGGUCCCAGAUGAGGCUGUUGUGAAUGAAGAAGCCAUCCUGAGUCUUCUGGAGAGCAGUCAGACAUUUCUUCCUCUCUCACAGGCAUCGGACCAUUCAUCUCUCUUAGACGGAAGUAAAGACCACGCAAUCGUCGAUUUACUGGCAGGCCUGGAGGACGAUGGCUUCCACAUGAACUCCCAGUCCCACUCACUUUCUGGUACCAGAAGCUACCACUGCAACAGCGAUGAGGAGGAAGCUGCGCCGGAGCUGGACAAGCAGGAGGCGGAGCUCAGCACAAUGAUGUCACAGCGGUGGGACAGCGAGGCUGCUGGGAGCUCGCUGGCACGGAGGCCUGCGGUGAAGGAGGCGGACGUCAGUGAUGAGCAGCAGGACUCGUCCGAUGACGACAUGGAGUGGAGCGGAAACAACUCCCUGUUCGCCGACCUGUCCAUCCCCCAGCUGGAUGGAGCAGCUGACGAGAGCAGCGAUUCCUCCUUAACCGACAGUGGCUCCAUAUCCCAGUCUUCACUCAUCGUCUCAGAGAAGCUGUUGGGGAAAACAAAUCCUUACACUGGAGAGACUGUCCACUUAGAGCCUCCCUCCUCAGCUAAAACGCUUUUAGAGCACAGACCGGUUCACGUUCUGAACUCAGAGGAACCACUUGAGAAGCACUUUCAGCUAAAAAGCAGCCAGGACAGCAGCAGUGAAUGUUCAGCAGGUUUCCAGGUUAACAAGGAGAUCCCCUACAUCCUCCCAGUCAAGCACCCGAUUCCCUGUAAGAUAACCAACCACCCUGAAGUGUCCCCCAUGUUCACAUAUGACAAGAAAACUUCUAUAACCUUACAGAAGACAGACAUCGAAGGUUUCCCGUUUGGUAACAGAAAGGUCACCAAGAACAGGAAACGAUACGGCAGCUUAAAAAAUGUAGAAAGCAACUGUCUGUCGAUUCUGCAGAACCACAGGUCUUUCUCCCUCUGCUACUCUGAGCUCAGAAACUGCUCAGCUAAGACUGUGGAACUGGGCUCCAAGGAGAGCCCCAUCCUGAUGAACAUCACCUCAGCGUCUUCAACCAUGAAGGAGGAUGAGUUUCUGGGUCCACACAAGAAGGAGAUUGCCCAGGAGAGCGAGGAAGGAGACGUUGGGGAACUGAAAAUCAGGUAUGAGAAUUAUCAGGACAACAACACUGAGAGGACCAACAUGGCUCAGCAGGAGGCCCACUACAAGUUCUUCCCCAGUGUCAUCCUGUCCAACUGCCUGAGCAGGAAGAAGACCGGGACCAAGAAGAUGACAGAUACCUGCAGCAGACCGGAUCUUUCCCCGUCUCGCAGGUCCAGGCUGAAGGUGGGGAAGAAAAGGUUAGGGAUGGCAGGACAAAGGAGCAAAACCAAGAUGAUGCUAAGCUCUAGCUCUGAGAGUCUGGCCAGCAACAGUCUCACCUCCACCACUACUGAUGGUCCCAUUACUGGCGAAACGGAGGAACCAGGUCCAACAGAGGAGGGUGAUCCACCUCCAGAUUAUCCACAUGUAGAGAUGAUCAUCAGAGAAGAGGUGGAGGGUGAGAAUAAGACUAUAAAUGAGCAGACAGAAGCAGUUUCAGAGCCUGUCGAAGUCAAAUUCACUGCUGGUUCCUCUUCUUCUGAGGAAGCCACAGACUCAGCAGAGAGCCGACUGGACCCAGAACCAGACUUGCAGGCUGAAGUCACCUGUACCAAACCGUCAGCACUGCCUGGGAGUAAAUACACCCUGAGGACCAAGCGGAAGAUGGCCUACAAUGGUGUGGAUGGAGAACACUCUGGUCCCACUCGCUCCAAAAACAGAUCUUCUGUCAAAGAAGGACUGAAGGACAGCAUCGUCCCUGGUGGACAAGAGCCGAAACACCUAAAACGACGCAAGAAGGAGCCUCCAGUCAUCAUCAAGUACAUCAUCAUCAACAGGUUCAAAGGACGGAAGAACAUGCUGGUGAAGAUGUGCAGGGUGAACUCAGAGGAGCCUUCAGUGUUACUGACCCCUGAUAAACUUGAGCAGUACCAUAAACUGGCUCCUCUCAAGGGGUUUUGGCCCAAAGUACCAGAUUCCACCGCGGUCAAGUUUCCAGUCACUGAACCCAAAGCUAAAAAACACCAUAAAAAAAAGGCAAAGGCCAACAGCACCAACAAGAAAAUGGUAAACGUCACCUCAAAACCUGGGAUCAGACGGGUUGAUGGACUCAGAAGGACUAAAGGCUGUCAGAGAGGCCCGAUUCUGCCCUCUCUGCCCCCCCCUCGCCCAUGCUACUGCGAGCUGGCCGAUGACCAUGACGGGGAGUAUGCAGACGUCAUGGUGGAGUUAGGAUAUCUCUCUGAUAGAUCCCCAAGUCCCACAGAUUCAACUCCUCCACGAUGCUGGUCCCCGAGUGACCCGCUGAGGACCAGCUGGAGUUCAGCUAAGCUGCUGGAUCCGCUCAGUGACCCGUGUCUCGGUUCUGCCUUUCAAAAGCCGCAUACAACGUCUUCAACCAAAGGAGCCCAUAGAAGGCGUCGAACCGUCAAACCAAACAAGACCACAGAGGCUGGCAGGAAAGGAAGCAGGUCUGCUGUGAAGCCUCCAGAAGAGCCAAAAACGGGGAAGUCAAAAAGAGGUUCUGCUGCUCCGAGGCAAGCCAAGAAGGCUGAGAGUUCCUCACCAACUACCAGACCGAUGAGGAUACGGAAAAAGAAACCCGACCAACAGAAAAGCCAUGACUUGAGCUGCUCCCAGCUCCUGUUCUCAGAGAGCAACCUGCCUCCAUCACAGAGCUCCUCACAGGAAGUCCCCCCAUUUCAGCAGCCAGUGGACUCUGAAAUUAGCCAGGUCCAGUCCUGCUCUGUAUUUGGAUCCAGCUCCACCUCACUAACCCAGUUUGUAGAACCAAAGGUUGAGGACUGUGAGACGUCCAUCACGGAAACCAACCAAAGCUGCUCAGCUCCAGCUGAGACCAAGCAACAAGGUUGUCAGACCAUCGCGGUGAAGGCAGAGGCUUCACAGGAGGAGAGCAGAGCUCCCCGACUGGCUGUGGAGCACAAACAUGUCCAGCUACACUCAGUUCCAAGAAAUGGGGAGGUACCCCCCCUCACUGAGAGCUCCCCUGGCCUGGUUGUCCUCAAGCAGCUUCUCCAGAAGAGGCAGCAGGGUCAGGCCCUUCCUACACAGGUGGUUGGUAAAGACGGCCAUGCUGCCAUAGCUCAGGUGGCAGCCCUGCUCAGCCCGUCGGCUAAACCCACCAAACACAAGAGAGCUCCCCCCACCUCUCCUCGAAAACCCAGGGCCCCAAAGUCCACUACUCCCAAAGACAAAAAGCCCAGAAACAGGAAGGUGAAGAUGAGCAGCACUCAGCCAGACAUGUCCUUGAAGGAGUCUGGUGACUCCCCAUUCUUCCUGUCAGAUCCAGGACUGGACAGCUUCAUGGAGGACAGCUUGUCUCCAGAACUCCCUCACAACUAUACGUUUGACAUUAACACCAUCCAUCAGACAGACUUCUCCAGUCCAUACAGCGGCAACCAGUUUGUCCUGACCGAUAAAAACUUACCGCUCAAGUUCCUCAGCGACGUCAGCCAGGAAGCUCCACCUGCCGAAGAUCUUCCCCAGAACCAGAACCUUCAGGCUUCUUUUCAGAGAAUCCCGGAGUCAUCCAGAGACGAACCUGCCAGUCCCAACUUGUUUAACAGACCUGAGAACGGAGACUCUGUAUCAGACUUUACUUUGCCUGACUUGGAGAAAACCAGCAGCAGAGACGUGACAUUCAGGAAAGCCCCCGCCCUCAGCCCCUUCCAGGACUUCCACUGUGAGCGGAAGGAGCUGCUCUUCUCAGCUUUGGACACGGUGCUGCCUUUAAGCUCUGCCUCCUUUGUUUACCAUGAUGGCUCCCCCACCAGCGACCUACUGGACAGCAUCGACGGGCUAACGUCCACCACCCCCAGCAGCUCUCCUCGUUCCAUCAGCUCGGUGUCGCAGGUGAGGGCGAGCCAGCUGCAGCGGGGGGCAGCGGGGGGCGCUCACAUCCUCAAGCCCCUCAUGUCCCCUCCGAGCCGGGAGGAGAUCCUCAGCACUCUGCUGGACCUGGAGAUGUCAGAGGCCUCCUUCCAGGAGCCGUUCUGCAGCAAUCCUGCCGAUGCUCCAGGGAAACCAAUGGAGGUCGGAGGCCGGAAGCUAACGGUAGCAACCAGACUGGUGAAGGAGCUUCCAGAGUUCAGCGGAGACCUGUCGUUGGAGGGUCUCCGUUUCUGGAAGACCGCCUUCUCGGCCAUGACGCACCCCUCCGCCACCGUUACCUCGUCUUCUGCUCAGGGAGCAGAGAAAACUGAAGAACAAGCAGAGCAUGAUGGUUCCUCAACCAGCGACAAGAAAGUAGUCCUUCUGCCCUGCAGAAACCCACCCAGCCGGGAGUGUGUGCAGCUAUGGCUGGAGGCCAGGAAACAGUAUGAGAGUCUGCAGAAAGGUAGGAGGGAGGUGGAGGAGAGGAAUCCCGAGAGAACCGAACAGCCAGCUGCUUUCAGCUGUCCAGCAGUGAAGGUGGAGCAGGGUGGGGGUCCUUCCAGCACCAGGGUUCAGAGGAGAAAGAAACUGGACCUGUCCUUGAUCAUCUCUCCUGUAGUGAGUAAAGGCUCACAGAGUAAGUCCACAGAGACCAGUCCGGUUUCUGAUGAAGGCAGCGUGGAUCUUCAGCUCAAAGCUGCUGCUGAUGACAAUGAUGAUGAUGCUCAGACCACCUCUCCAGAGUCCCCAGAGCUGCCUCCGUGGCAGGAGUCCCAUCAGUUGAGCUCCUCAGAACCAGAUGGCCUCAACAAGAACAAGCUAAGUGAAAACUCACCGGAGCCAACGUCACCCACACUCUCUAAUCUACAGGAAAGACUUGGCGGGAGCCAUACUCCAUCUCCUCUCCAUGGCAGGGAGAAGGAGAGGACCAGCCCCUACCUCCUGCACAGCACACCUUUUCUAAAGAAACAACAAAGAAGCAAAGAAGACCUGGAACCAGUGUGCAGCACACCCAUGUCUGAGGAUGAUCCAGCUUCUAUAAGACUUCAGCACAGGAGAAGAAGCCAGGCGGGUCCACUGAGGAGGGUCUUACUCACCACACAGAUGAAGAACCAGUUUGCUACUCUGAAUGUGCCAAAGAAGGACUAUUCUCAGAUUGAAGGGCCCAGUAUAGCUAACUCAUAUGGUUUCAAAGUCAGCAUGCAAAAUCUGCAGGAUGCCAAAGCCUUGCAUGAGGUCCAGUAUCUGACCUUAAUGGGAAUGGAGCUCCAUGCAAGAACUCGCCGAGACCUCGAAGCCGACCCGGAGUUCGACCCCAUAUGUGCCUUAUUCUACUGCUUUAGCUCUGAUGCUCCACUGCCGGACACAGAUGGCGGCCAGCUGACGGGCGCCAUCCUGGUGGACAGGGACUGUGGACGCUGUGGCCGAGCAGGUCGUAGAGAAACGGCGCCGCUGCUGGUCCGGUCGGGCGUCUCCGGGCUGCAGGUGACAUACGUCAGUGAGGAGAAGAAUCUGUUCCAGGAGCUUAUCAUCGUCAUGAGGAGGUUUGAUCCAGAUGUCCUGCUGGGCUACGAGGUGCAGCUGCAUUCAUGGGGAUACCUCCUUCAGCGGGCCACAGCACUCGGCGUGGACCUGUGCCAGCAGCUGUCCCGAGUACCAGGCGACUCCAAAGAGAACCGAUUCUCAGCAGAGAGAGACGAGUACGGCGCAGACACCAUGACCGAGAUCAACAUCAUUGGACGCAUCACACUCAACCUGUGGAGGGUGAUGAAGACCGAGGUGACGUUGAACAACUACAGCUUUGAGAACGUGGCGUUCCACGUGCUGCACCAGCGUUUCCCCCUCUACACCCCCCGCAUGCUGUCCGACUGGUUCGACCACAACACCAACUUAUACAGGUGGAAGAUGGUGGACCAUUACGUGAGCCGUGUUCGCGGUGCCAUGCAGCUUCUUCAGCAGCACGACAUCAUUGGCAGAACCAGCGAGCUCUCCAGACUGUUUGGGAUUCAGUUCCUUCACGUCUUGACCCGAGGAUCGCAGUACCGUGUCGAGUCCAUGAUGCUCCGUGUGGCCAAACCCUUGAACUACAUCCCCGUGACCCCCAGCGUGCAGCAGCGUGCCCAGCAGAGGGCGCCACAGUGCAUCCCAUUGGUGAUGGAGCCUGAAUCUCGCUUCUACAGCAACUCUGUGGUGGUCCUGGACUUCCAGUCGCUCUAUCCCUCCAUCGUCAUCGCGUACAACUACUGCUUCUCCACCUGCCUCGGCCACGUGGACAGACUGGGAACGCCGGAUGAGUUUAAGUUUGGCUGCACUUCCCUGCGAGUUCCCCCCGAGCUCCUCCACCAGCUCCGUAAUGACAUCACCGUGUCCCCCAGCGGAAUCGCCUUCGUCAAGGCGCCGGUGCGUAAAGGUGUGCUGCCCAGCAUGCUGGAGGAGAUCCUCAACACCAGGAUCAUGGUGAAGCAGUCCAUGAAAACCUACAAGCAGGACAAAGCCCUGAUGAGGCUGCUGGAUGCCCGGCAGCUCGGACUCAAGCUCAUCGCCAACGUCACCUUCGGCUACACCUCCGCCAACUACUCUGGACGCAUGCCCAGCGUGGAGGUGGGAGACAGCAUCGUCCACAAAGCCAGAGAGACCCUGGAGCGAGCCAUCAAGAUGGUCAAUGAGACGAAGAAAUGGGGAGCGCGUGUAGUGUACGGAGACACGGACAGCAUGUUUGUUUUGCUGAAAGGAGCCACCAAAGAACAGGCCUUCAAGAUCGGCAACGAGAUCGCUGAGGCUGUCACGGCAACCAACCCCAAACCGGUCAAACUCAAGUUUGAGAAGGUCUACCUGCCCUGCGUGCUACAGACUAAGAAGCGUUAUGUCGGCUACAUGUAUGAGAGCCUCGACCAGAAGGAGCCGGUGUUUGAUGCCAAAGGAAUAGAAACAGUGCGCCGUGAUGGAUGCCCCGCUGUUGCCAAGGUUCUGGAGCGGUCCAUUAAGCUUCUGUUUGAGACCCGGGACAUCAGCCAGGUGAAGCAGUUCGUCCAGCGUCAGUGUGUGAAGGUGUUGGACGGCCGGGCCAGCAUGCAGGACCUGACCUUUGCCAAGGAGUACCGGGGUAGCGGCUCGUACCGACCCGGAGCCUGUGUCCCUGCUCUGGAGCUCACUAGGCGGAUGAUGGUGUAUGACCGGCGGCUGGAGCCACGCGUGGGCGAGCGGGUGCCCUACGUGAUCGUGUACGGCAUGCCUGGUGUGCCCCUGAUCCAGCUGGUCCGCCGGCCCAUGGAGGUCCUGCAGGACCCCGGCCUGCGUCUCAACACCACCUACUACAUCACCAAGCAGAUCCUGCCGCCCCUGGCUCGCAUGUUCCAGCUGAUUGGCGUGGACGUGUUCAGCUGGUACCAGGAGCUGCCCCGGGUCCAGAAAGCCUCCUGCUCUUCGGUUCUGGGCGGAGAGGAAGGUGGGAGGAAGGGAACCAUCUCCCAGUACUUCACCACCCUUCAUUGCCCCGUGUGUGACGAGCUGACCCAGCUAGGGGUGUGUUCCCGCUGCCGUACCGAACCCCAGCGGGUCGCCGUUACUCUCUACCAGGAAAUGCGACAGUGGGAGAGUCAGCAGGACCACCUGCUGAAGAUCUGCAGGAACUGCAGCGGCGGCUCGGAGCGCCAUGUUCCCUGCGUGUCCCUGGACUGUCCCGUCCUCUACAAGCUGUCCCGGGUCAACAGGCAGCUGUCCAAGGCUCCCUACCUCCGACAGCUGCUGGAGCAGUUCUGAUUGGCUUUGGUGUUCUGGAGCUCUCUGCUGGUUUGGUGCUAAUUGCUGCCCCUCCCCCGUCCCCCUCCAUCUAACGGUGCUUGGAUUGAACCCUGACAGGUUCCUCGUGUUAUUUGACUUUGUCGCCAUGUCCAUGGUGGACCUGAUGUCACUGGUUAGGAGUUCCUGACCAGUCCAGCCUCUAUUCAGACCACUACAUAACUUUGUUUUAAACUGACUGCAGAUUUGGAAUAUGUCUUUGUGACAUCCAUCCUCUGACUCACUGUGUAUCAGCAUUAAAAAGAGAAAAAAAGCUCCCACAUGAAUGCAAUCAGCUGUUUCUGUGUUCUGUUAAAAGGGGCCAUUUUUAGUUUCUUCUGACCGUGAUUGUAUUAACGUUGACUGAAGCAGAUCUGACACAUCCAACUUUAACAUGUAGGAACUGGAAACUUGUUUUUAAUCUGGGACUGUUGCAAUACUGUUCUGAUAAUUUAUGCCAUGCAGAGUGUAUUAUUUCCCUGUGAAUAUGGUUUUAUGUACAUGUCCUCAAACUACACGGAGAUCUUCAGUUC